This is a messenger RNA of Medicago truncatula (barrel medic), 468 nucleotides long. RefSeq names its product phosphopantothenoylcysteine decarboxylase subunit VHS3-like. The transcript is spliced from 3 exons. NCBI's taxonomy places the organism in Eukaryota, Viridiplantae, Streptophyta, Magnoliopsida, Fabales, Fabaceae. Bases 1 to 468 code for a protein of 155 amino acids. The record is from RefSeq and is a predicted model, not a curated record.
AUGGGAAAGGAGCGUCCCGGCAGGUUACAUUGUUAUGGGAGCGCCGUAACUAAAACUUCCUUAAAGCGAAUGGUUGAGAUUAAUGCUUUGAAACAGACACAUAGUCAAGAGUCAAUAGAACAUUUGCUAGGAUUAUCUCAUGGAGAUGCUAAUAGUUCCCCAAAGGAUAGUAGAGCACAAAUGCAUUCCUCUACAUCAAUUCAUACUCCAUGUCCUGAAGAGCAAGGUAUCAAUGAAGAUGUUGUACAAGAUGACAUAGAUGAGGUAUUUCAAGAGGAAGACGUAGAUGAUGAACUUCUUGAGGACAACAUAGAUGAUGAAUUUCAAGAGGAUGAUGUAGAUGAUGAAUUUCAAGAGGAUGAUGAAUUUCAAGAGGAUGGCCUAGAUGAUGAAAUUCAAGAGGAUGCCAUCGGUGAUGAAUUUGAAGUGGACGAUUUAGAUGAUGAAUUACAAGAUAAACUUGAAUGA